AUGUCUCUUUUGCUAAGCGAAAGCGGCUUGUCCGCUGCCGCGACUGAUUGCUCCUCCAAUAUCGCGUCCUCAACCUCAACUCCCCCUACCAGUGUUUCCGAUAUUGCAAGCCAGGCCUCGGACGGCCCCAAACUUGACGACGUGUCUGUCCUCCUCGAGACCGAAACGCAUAUUGAAGCCCAAAUCGAAGCUCAAAUCGAAUUUCCCGCCGAGGCAACUACUACAACACCCGCCGAUCCGACUCCCGAAACACCCUCAGGACCUCCGUCGUCAGCACCGCGCCCACGUCGUUCGUGCUCCGGAAAUCAAACAUAUAACUUGUCUGAGCUAAGCGGCACGGCAAACCGUGGAAAGCGACGCGCCAAGGGUGACGAUGUGGCCAGCCGCCGCAGAACAAUUUCUGGCGACACACUCGUAAAUGGCGAGUCUAAUGCCGAUGCUGUGGUACGGGUGGCUGGCAAUCUCGUCCGCGAUGGAAUUGACGCGCUGGACCUUCAAUGGUCCGUCGGCGAGAUCAAGGCCCCGCGCGCGAAGAAGGCCAAGACAGAAACACCCCGGCUUACCCGCCAUACGGCGCGUCUAACCAACACUCCGGUCGAGACGCUUGCAAACAAGGUCUCCAAUCUCGGCAAGCGCAGCCGUAAGACUUUCGAGAAGAACAUGUCCAAAAUGUCCCGUGAGCUGCGCCGUCUCCAGGACACAAACGAGUUUGCUGGCAUCGAAGAAAAACCCGUUAUCAGAACUGUCUGGUCUAACGGAAAGUUGGUGAUUGUGGACGAAAAUGGUAUCCCAAUUCCACCCAAGAAGAAAGCCAAGCCCGAGGAGCCCAAGAAGGAACAAGUCGCUGCAGAGAAGCCCGCGGAGGUUGAGGCUCAACCCAAAAAGACGAAGCGCACCAAGAAAUAUCUUACUCGCGGACUGUACGCUGGCCAAGAAACUCCUGCCGACCUCACCAAAGGCCUCUCGACUGCUGAGCAGAAAAAGCUCUCCCAGACGCCCGAACUUCAAGGUUAUGGUCGCCCCAACAAGGCACUUCCUCUACCCAUGUUCAGCGGAUUGCGGCUUCUUCUCAGUGGACGUGACUUCAAGCUGCCGUUCGACGUCUGCAACCCUUUGCCGCCUGGGCAACCGAAGCCUGAUGAGUUUAGAAAGAUGACAAAGAACCGCUUCAUCGGCGACUCGAUCAUUUACUGGAAGAAGACACCGCACUUUGUGGAUCAGUCCAAGUGCGUUUGCAAACCCGAAGACGGCUGCGGCGAAGACUGCCAGAACAGAAUUAUGCUGUACGAGUGUGACGAGAAGAACUGCAACGUUGGCCGAGAGAAUUGCACGAACCGCUCAUUUGCCGAUCUUCAGGAGAGAAAAGCAGGUGGUGGUAAGUACCGUGUUGGUGUCGAAGUUAUCAAGACCGCGGACCGUGGCUACGGCAUUCGUGCCAACCGUUGCUUCGAGGCGAACCAAAUCAUCAUGGAGUACACGGGAGAAAUUAUCACCGACGAGGAGUGCACGCAUCGUAUGGAAACUAAGUACAAGGACAACAAGUGCUAUUAUCUCAUGAGCUUCGAUCAGAACAUGAUCAUUGAUGCGACGACUGGUAGCAUCGCUCGUUUUGUCAACCACUCAUGUGCCCCCAACUGCCGAAUGAUCAAGUGGAUCGUGUCAGGGCAACCCAGAAUGGCGCUUUUUGCGGGAGAUAAGCCCAUCAUGACGGGAGAAGAGCUUACGUACGACUACAACUUCAGCCCUUUCAGUGACGAGAAUGUUCAGAAGUGUCUCUGUGGCGCCCCGAACUGUCGCGGAAUUUUGGGACCCAAGCCGCAAGAGGUCAAGCAACCCAAGCCGCCCAAGUCGACUAUCAAGGCAGUGGUGAAGAGUGCUGUCAAGGCCAGUAAGCGAAAGCUCGAGACGUUGGUUGGCGACGAUGAGAACGGAAGCAGCCCUGCAAAGAAGCGCAAAAUCAAGGCCGCCAAGGGAACCAGGCACUCGCUCUCCGCAGCUGCGAGUCUGAAGACCGUCAGCAAGGCUGCCGUCAAGGGGGCGGCCACGGUCAAGAGACGCGUAUCCGCCAUGGCAAUCUUAAGCGGCAACACAAAGACCACUCCCUCGAAGGCAUUAACGAAGGCGACUCCUGCUAAGACAUCUACCAAGAAGUCUGCACCAAAGAAGUACACUGCACCCAGUCCUGCGCGUAAAGCUACGGCAGUCCGUAAGUCGGGCACUGGAAAGGUGCUAAAGACAUACGGAAAGGGAUCUCCUAAGAAGGUUUCCAGCCGGGCACCAAGCAUGACUAUUGUGGCAGCUACCACUGAUGAUGACGUAACGCCGGUGAAGAAGACGACUAGCAAAAUUGCCACCAAGCUCCAUAGAAGCCUUAGCAAGGCCUCUCGUAAUGCACUGGAGGAGCUGUCUCGGGAAUCGACAAUCAGGCUUGUGAGCCCUGAGCUUGUUAGCCCCCAGGCCACUAUCACUGCUCGGCACUGA
Messenger RNA from Colletotrichum truncatum, 2481 nucleotides. NCBI's taxonomy places the organism in Eukaryota, Fungi, Ascomycota, Sordariomycetes, Glomerellales, Glomerellaceae. The record is from RefSeq and is a predicted model, not a curated record.